Messenger RNA from Antechinus flavipes (yellow-footed antechinus), 2758 nucleotides. It is a transcript of the gene OCEL1, whose product is annotated as occludin/ELL domain containing 1. Gene Ontology annotation, cellular component: cytoplasmic vesicle; bicellular tight junction; apical plasma membrane. The coding region runs from base 647 to 1645 and encodes 332 amino acids. The record is from RefSeq and is a predicted model, not a curated record. Gene Ontology annotation, biological process: bicellular tight junction assembly. The transcript is spliced from 5 exons. NCBI's taxonomy places the organism in Eukaryota, Metazoa, Chordata, Mammalia, Dasyuromorphia, Dasyuridae.
GGGUGGGUAAUGAGCCUGCCCAGGCUGGUUAAUGUCUAACCCGGCCCCAGCUCUUGUCCAGGACAGAAGCAGAGCAGGCCGGGAUCCCUAGGACUGAGCAGCCCAGCUAGGCUCAGGGACCGCCAGGUAACGGCCCCAGACCCCCGCCCCCAGUCUGUGGAGAAAGGGGCAAGAGUCUGUGCCCGUGGGCCACCCUCCUGCCUUGCCCUCUGGGGCCUAGAGGAGGAGCAGAAGCCCCAGGUGCCCCCCUAGCUCUCAGCUCUCCAGGGUAGAACCAGUGUAGGGUAGUUCCUUCCCCCUGCACUGGGCUGGAGAGGUGGGGGAGGGAGGGGGGAAGGAAGCCACGAGGCAGGGGGUGCCUCCAGGCCUGAGCCUCUGAAGGGGCCUCUUCCAAGCAGCCAUAAGGAGGAAGCCCAGGAGAAGGCGGACUCUUGGACUUCCUGCCCAGCGGAAGGAGGGCAGUGUGUGCUGGGGGGGAGAGCAUGGGCAAUGACGGCUCUUCCUCCCCCCAAAGCCCUCUCUGUGGGGUAGAGGCUCCCAGCCCGGGCCUGGCACUGGAGGGGGACACCACGAGAACAGGGGCUCGUUGCAGCUAGACACCCCAGCUCAGGGCCCACAGUCUCUGCUUCCAAGCCAGCAGUGGGCCAUGCAAACGAGAGUCAGCUAUACAAACAUACACAAAGCCCCUGCUCGGCCUCUAGAGCCUCGGCCUGGGGAAUGGUGGGAGGGGCAGAGCCACCCACGUGGAGUCUGCUCCCGGGCCCACCGAGCUGUCUCCCAAGGGGCAGGUCCGGCCCACAUUGCCCGUGCCCCUCGGAGGGAUGAAGGCAAGCCCCCAGGGGCCAGGAGGGUCAGAUGUUCUGUGACAGAGAAGUUGAGGGCAUUCCCACCUGCCCAAUCAAGCCAGGGCAUCCAGAGCUCAGGCCAGGGACCGCGAGGACGGGGCUACUCCCCCAGGAGAGUCCCCAGGAGUCUCCAAAGGCCAGCUCAGACCGUCCCUCCUAGCCACCACUUUGUCUCACACACUGGGAAGAAGUUUCUCCUGCAAGGCAAGAGAGGGGCCCCCAAAAGCUCAAGCGGCCCACCUGUCACCUACCGCUUGCCUUCCAGACCCACGAAUCCUGAGACUCAGGGGCACUGCCAACCACGACCCAGGAAGAUUGUGUUUGAAGAUGAGCUUCCUGUCAAGACCCCUAAGGUGAUUCCUGGCCUGGGUCCUCAGCCAGGAAAGGGCCCCACAGGGUCUGGUCCGACACUUCACUCUGAGCACACCCCCCAGCCUCAGCUGGUCCCUGACUACAUUCUGAGAUACCCGGCGAUCUCCAGCGCAGUGGAGAGGAGCCGCUACAAGGCUGUGUUUCAGGACCAGCACCCCGAGUACCUGGAGCUCCACCAGGAUGUGGCCACAGCCAUGGCCAAGUUCCAGGAGCUGGAGGCUCUGCUGGCUACUUUGCCCCGGCUGGGGCCCAAGCAAGAAGCCCGGCUUGCCUGGGUCCGGAGGGAAUUUGAGAGGAAGAAAAGGGACCCAGUUUUCCUGGAGAAGCAGGCCCGCUGUGACUACUUGAAGAGAAAACUGAGGCACCUCAAAGCACAGAUCCAGAAAUAUGACGAGAAAGAUUCCCAGGAUGGCUCUGUUUAUUUCUGAACGGAUAUUGCCCACGCCCAGGCAGAGACAGCUCCAGUAGAUGGGACAGGAUGCUGCUUUGAGAUGCAAGGGACUCUAUAGUCCUUCUUCCCUGAUGAAGAAGGGAGCUGCCUUAGCUAGGGCUGACAAUAGUAUUUGUCACUGAGAACGGGCCUAUCUCUGCCUCCAACCCCACCUUAGGGGAUUAUCAGUAUUUGGAAAAUGAAUUUUGGUUAUAAAUGUCACUAAGUAGCCUAUCCAUUGGUGGUGCACCCAUGGGCUGGGGGAUAAAUGCCUAGAGAGAAGAAGCUUCUGAGAAGAGGCAGCAAGGGGACAGUUAGGCUGGGAGUCAGGAAACCUGGCUUCAAGGCCCUGGAGGGCCAUUGAUUUAGCCCAGUCCUGGACAAAUCUUUUCUCCUUCACUUUUUUCUUCUCUCAUUCAUCUCAUUCAUUCUGUUCAAAAGGAAGUAUAAGGAGAAAUACACGGACUAUAUGGUCUCUGAGGUCCCAAGUCCAGCCCAAAUAUCUUCUAUAUUCUAAGGAUUUUCCCUCUAGUCUCCAAAAUUCUGUGUUCUAUGGAACUUCCUAAUCCAGGCAUUCUCUUACUCUAAGAUCUCUCCCAGUUCCAAUGUUCUAAGGUCUCUCUCAGCCCUGAAAUUCUGCAUUCAAAGGUUCCUCCCAGCUCUGGCAUUCUGUGUUCUAAGGGCCUUCCCUGCUCUGUAAUUCUGUUUUAAAGUGUCUCUCAACUCUACCCAUUCUCUAUUCUAAGUGUUCUCUUAGCCCUGGUAUUUUCUGUUCUCUUAACUCUUACGUUCCAUGUUCUAAGGGGUCUCCCAGAUCUGACUCUUUGCAUUCCAUAUUCCCAGGAAGGCAUUAAGUUACAAUGGAUACAGUUCUGAACUAGAUAUCAGGAAGACUUGGGUCCAAAUUGCUUCUCUGACUUUUCCCAGUUGUUUGACCAGAAUACAUUGAGGAGAUCAUAAGCCUCAGUUUCCUCAUCCAUAAAAUGGGGAUAAUCAUAAUAUAUGUGCUACCUACCUCAUUGGGCCACUUGAGAUUCAAAUGAGUUAAUGUUUUCAAAGUAAUUUUUGUGUCUUAAAGUUCUCCAAGAAUAAAUGUCCAUUAUUAUUAUAA